This is a messenger RNA of Knipowitschia caucasica, 348 nucleotides long. The record is from the annotation of a GenBank genome assembly. NCBI's taxonomy places the organism in Eukaryota, Metazoa, Chordata, Actinopteri, Gobiiformes, Gobiidae.
AUGGGGUGGGGGGGGGGGGGUUUGGGGGGUGUAUGUGGAGGGGGGAAUGGGAUGGUGGAAAAUGUAUGGGAAUGGGUUGGAAGGGGGGGGGUUUUGUGUAGGUUGGAGUUGGGGGGUUUGUGUGGGUUGUUAGGGGGUGGGGUAGUUGGGAUAUGGGGGGGGAUUUGGGGGGGGGGUGUAUGUGGGGUGGGGGGGUGGGGGGGGGUUGAUAGUGGGUGUGGGUUGGUGGGUAUGGGGGGGGUGUGGGGUGGGGGUUGGGGGUGUUUGUUGGGGGGUAAGUUGUGUUUGAUAAUGGGUGUUGGGGUUGGUUUGGUUGUGGAUGUUAUUUUGGGUAAUUGGGGGGUAUGA